GAACUGAGGUUUUGAUUCCUUUGUUUUUAUAAUUUUGUUAAACACUUUCUCAUAGUACUUAGGGGUUAAGUACUGGUUAGCUCGAGGGAUUCGUAGUUGUUUAAGUCCAUGCCUGUGUGGCUAGAGAAGUAGCUGUUAUGAUCGCGUAUAACUUUGGCUAGGCUAUGAGGGGGUCCAAGCCGCAUAAGACCAAACUGCACAUCCGUGCAUAAACGAUCUAUUAAUGAAAGAUCUCUGAGGGGUAGUGGGACGCCUCCCGAAGAAUUUUUAUCUUCUUUUGUGCUUCCACAAUUUAUUUUAUCUCUGUGUCGCAAUACAACUGCCUACUCUACGCCAUAUCCUCGUUUCAAAACUAUUACAUAGUUAAUACUAGAAUUAAUGAAAUAAUAAAUAUUAAUCACGAUUGAGUAAUUGCUUGGUUGUUCCUUAAUUAGCAAGUCCAGUACCAUUCAUGUAUAAAUGAUCUGGGUCAUAACAAUAUAAUUGUAAGUGUAAGAAAUUGUCAAUGAUCACAGAAGAUAUUGCCAAAUCUCAGUUGUUCAAAUUUUCUUACUUUUGUGCCAUACAUAUGCAUAGGAUCAUACAUACACUUCUCCCAUACCAUAUCUAUAAAUCAAACAAAAACUCUCCAAUCAGAGCCUGCUACAAACUUUUGUCAUUGUCUCAAGAAUCUCUCUUUUUCUGGUCCCCUUUUUCACAAGGCUCUCACAUUACUUCUUCACACUUUCCAUCAUAAACAAAAAUCCUAUCAAGAUAGAAGACUCAUUGUUUGUUUUUCUUUUAAAGGAAAUUAUGGCUGAAACACACACUUUUUUGCUGAUGAUCUUCACAUUGCUUAUGCUAAUCCAACUAACCUUCUCAUGGAAAGCAACCCCACCAUUGCCAAUUUUGCCCCUGCCAUCAUAUUCCCAGUUAAAAUGGCAGCAAAGGGAGAUCAUAAUGUUCCUUCAUUUCGGCGUCAACACCUUCACGGGCUCUGAAUGGGGUACUGGGCAGGAAAGCCCAUCUGUUUUUAACCCAACGGGCCUCGAUGCCAACCAAUGGGCCGAUGCUGCGGCCCAAGCCGGUGUCUCGUUGAUGAUACUCACGGCCAAGCAUCAUGAUGGGUUUUGCUUGUGGCCUUCAGAGUACACUGAUCACUCUGUGAUUAGAAGCCCUUGGAAAAAUGGCCGUGGAGAUGUUGUGCUAGAGUUUGUUAACGCAGCCAAGGCCCGUGACAUAGAUGUGGGCUUGUACCUUUCGCCGUGGGACCGUCAUGACCCAAGAUAUGGACACGUGGAGCUUUACAAUGAGUACUAUUUGGCUCAAUUGCAAGAACUUCUCAACAGGUACGGAAAUGUGAGAGAGAUAUGGUUCGAUGGGGCAAAAGGGUCGAAUGAGACGAACAUGACGUAUUUUUUCGAAGAUUGGUUUUCAAUGGUGAAGGAGCUGCAGAGCACGAUCAACAUAUUUUCGGACGCGGGCCCGGACGUCCGGUGGGUCGGGAACGAGAAGGGCUACGCGGGAAGCACUUGCUGGUCCACCAUUAACGCCACGUCAUUAUCGAUAGGCAAAGCUAGCAUUACUGGUUAUCUCAACACUGGGGAUUCAAGAGGGACUAAUUGGCUGCCAGCAGAAUGUGACGUUUCCAUCAGAGAAGGCUGGUUUUGGCAUAAAUCACAAGAGCCCAAAAACCUAAGUGAACUGCUACAAAUUUACUACAACUCCGUGGGUCGAAACUGCGUUCUGCUACUAAACGUGCCACCAAACACCACCGGUUUGAUAUCCGAAUCCGAUGUACAAAGACUGAAACAAUUCAGAGGAGCAAUCGACACGAUAUUUUCCUCUAAUUUGGCCGAAAAUUGUUCACUCGAAGCAAGUAGCCAACGCGGGGUUAGAGGUGGAGGCUUUGGGCCCGAAAACGUUUUGGACGACGACCACUUGUGGACCUAUUGGGCCCCGAGGGAGGAAGAUAAAGAAAACUGUUGGAUUGAGAUGAGGCCCAAAAGUGGAAAGGUUAAGUUCAAUGUGGUUAGGAUCCAAGAGGCAAUAGGAUUAGGGCAGAGGAUUAAGAAACACGAGAUUUACGUUGAUGGGAUUAGGGUCGCGAAAGGGAGCACGGUUGGGUAUAAGAGACUUCACAGACUUGAAAUGGGAGUUGUGAAUGGGUCUAGUGUGAGGAUUAAGAUUGUUAAAGCAAAGGGAGUGCCUUUGAUUUCCUCUUUAGGGCUCCACUUUGAUCCCUUUUGGAACACAAACUAGCUUUCCACAUUAUAUUUCUCAUGUUAAGGCUGUUUGUUACUGUGUACACAAAAGCCAUGAAUAAAAGCAGCAGAUAUCAAAAGGUGAGAGUCACAAACAAGUGGAAACAAUUAUGAUUUGAGCAUGUAUUCCAACUUCAUU
Striga asiatica is the source of this 2382-nucleotide messenger RNA. NCBI's taxonomy places the organism in Eukaryota, Viridiplantae, Streptophyta, Magnoliopsida, Lamiales, Orobanchaceae. The record is from the annotation of a GenBank genome assembly.